AUAAAAAGGCAGGAUUCGGGCGGGGCGCUACUAAUUUCAGACUUUGUUUUUUAAAAAGUGUUUUAGUUUUGUGAACUAGAGACUCAAUGUCGGGUCGAGGAAAGCAGGGAGGUAAAGUAAGGGCGAAGGCCAAGUCUCGUUCUUCACGAGCCGGCCUACAGUUCCCAGUUGGUCGCGUGCACCGUCUUCUCCGCAAAGGUAAUUAUGCGGAGCGGGUGGGGGCUGGCGCCCCGGUCUAUAUGGCCGCGGUGCUGGAGUAUCUGACCGCUGAAAUAUUGGAGUUGGCUGGCAACGCUGCGCGGGACAACAAGAAAACCAGAAUCAUUCCCCGUCACCUCCAGCUCGCCAUCCGUAACGACGAAGAGCUCAACAAGCUGUUAGGGAAAGUCACUAUCGCUCAAGGUGGUGUCUUGCCCAAUAUCCAGGCCGUUCUGCUGCCCAAGAAGACCGAGAGCCACAAGGCCAAGAGCAAGUGAAAGUGACCGUAUACUAAAUCAACCCAAAGGCUCUUUUCAGAGCCACCCACAGCAGCAGAAAAAGAGUUGAGUUCCUAAUACACUAACCCAUUAUAUACUUAAAACAGAAGUUCGGAGUAGUUUAAAAUGAAGGAAUAAAGGAAUGUGCCUUGAUUACUUUU
Messenger RNA from Dermochelys coriacea (leatherback sea turtle), 637 nucleotides. RefSeq names its product histone H2A.J. Lineage: Eukaryota; Metazoa; Chordata; Testudines; Dermochelyidae. The transcript has a single exon. The record is from RefSeq and is a predicted model, not a curated record. Gene Ontology annotation, cellular component: nucleosome. Gene Ontology annotation, molecular function: structural constituent of chromatin; DNA binding; protein heterodimerization activity. The coding region runs from base 87 to 476 and encodes 129 amino acids.